Molecule: messenger RNA, 1083 nt
Organism: Aphanomyces invadans
Lineage: Eukaryota; Oomycota; Saprolegniomycetes; Saprolegniales; Verrucalvaceae
Exons: 2
Coding region: 52-366 (104 amino acids)
Source: RefSeq, a predicted model, not a curated record
CGACAAUGUGUAAUGGUGACAAGGAAGAUGAGACCAAGCGACGGCGAAUGAAUGCACCCGCCGCCGGGGACUCGUAAACGCUACAAAACCUCGCACGCCUCGCACACAAACACGAAGCACCCGACACGCGAUGUCUUCUGCCGCUUCGAUCGGACGCACCCCGCGUGGAAUUGCUGCUUGCACUUUUGGCAUCGGACCAUGAACCCAAACGGCUCGUCUCGGCAUGCGAGGCACAAGUUGGUAGCGACAGCCGUCUUGAUCGCUGGUUGUUCAAGGGGUCGUGCUGCUACUUCAGCUGAUUCUUCUUCGUCAACGACGGAAAUCGGUAUAGCGUGUGUUGACAAUGGCACUACGUGUGUGCACUGAGGCGAUGGUAGGAGUGGAGAAACUGGGUUUGACGUCUUGGUGCCUGACGAAUCGUCCAGAACGAGAAGGUGGCUUUGACGACUUUCCAACACUGCUGCUUGGCCUUCCAUUUCUUGGAUUUUGACCUCCAUUUGUUGAAGUCGGGCUGUUUGGUCAGCGAGUGCAUUUUCCGCGUUGAGCAAUUUGGUGCGGAAAGCUUCCUCGUCGGAUAGUCUGUCUUCCUCCGCUUUUGUCAUCGCCAUUGACAGCUCCUCAAUUUGGCGCUGCAAUGAUUGUCUCUCUUCCUCAUGUUGGCAUGUGAGCGUUGCAAUGGACAACUGCAAUGCGUCAAUGGUUUGUGUCCCGCAUAUACUUGAUUCUUGGUACUUUGCCACCAAGUUUUGUUGGGCUUGCAAUUUUCCCUCCUGCAAGUGUCCCAGUGCCAUAAUUGAAGUUAAUGUUAAGUAGAUAUGAUCGAUUACCAUGAAACGAAUUCGCAUCCGCAAUGCGUCGUUCUCGUCAUGUGAUUUUUGAAGUCGUGAUUCGCACGUUUGAUGCUUAUUGCGAUUGAAUCAAGGCUCGUUGUGACGAUGUGGAUGCAUUGUCAGGCUGAGCUUUGCUGCUGGACAUUUGAAGCAUCAUAGCUUCGCAAUUACCUUGACUCUAUGCUAAGUCAGAGGAUUCAGAUCUGGCGUCGAUGGGAAUCGCACCUCCUCUAUCGAUCGAACUUCUCUUGCC